AUGGCCGUCAGUUCUAGGUCGUCUCUGCGACUCUCUGCGCGACGACGGGAACAAUCCCCUCCAGCAGCCGCGAAGAGACAACGCAUCGUAGCCCAGUCUGUCAGUGACCAGCAUCACCCUCAGUCUAGUGGUCAUCAUCGCACUUCCUCUCGUCGCAAAAGCUCUCCUGAUCUCCUGGACGUCACAAUCGAAGACACCUCCGACAGACCUCGCCAACUUCCCCUGCGACACGCCAGCUCGCCCGUCGUCGUCCACCCACGCGCUCAUCCUCCCUUCUCUACUACUCCCAUCGCCAACAUCGCAACGACCAGCUCUCCCUCUUCCUCCCUCCAUCGCCCCGAUUCCCGCACCCCACGAAACAAGGGGGCCCAUCUGCAGAAUCUGGAUCGUCGCCGCGCCUCUACUCAUGCCACGCCUUCCGCGAUAUAUCUACAUAAUGGACGCGAGUCCCCGGAUCCCCUCGACACCAUCUCUCCUCUGACCACGACCAAGCCGCAUGCGAAUCAGGAUCGGAACCAUGAUUCCGAUCUGCAUUCGUCCCCCGUCAGCGCCUUAACUCGUUCUACUCGCCGCUCCGCGCAGCGUGCAGACAAUGACAGGGAUAGCGAGAGGGACAGCCCGGAUGGGGGCCGCAGGAAUCCCACAACGCCGGCAACGACACCCGCUGCAGACACGGGCGACUCUGCCAGUGUAAAGAAUACAUCGUCAAGGGCUAUAGCAACAUCCACAUCUGCUGCCAAGGGAGAUCCGACCCCUUCCCAGUCGGCGUCAGGUGGGGGUCCGGCCGUUCCGGAGCGGCGGUCCCUUCGAUCUCAUGACGCCGGUGCCAGAUCGAAAUGUGAGCUGGCCUCGUAUUUCUCCAACUACGAGCAACUUCUAAGCUUGGAGUCUCCAGAGCCAGAAUUCCUUGCCAGAGACACAACUGUCCAGUUGAUCGAUGACCUUGCCGAACCCAUACGUGUUCCCUCUCCUGCGAUUGAGUCGCCAUUCGGAAAUCCCUUGCUGCAGAUACAUGGAUGUGAGGUGGUCGAGUUGCCUGAUCCUCCGCAGGCAGAUGACGGAGGGGAUGCGGAAGAUCCCCUGAACGAGGGAAUCUACUUCCGUGCCCAUAGGAGAUUCGAGAGACAGGAGAAACAGCUGCGCAAUAUCGAGCGGGAACGGGCGCAACAUGAGAAACUCCAGUUGGAUCGGAUUCUGGACGAGCUCCGGGGCCAGGACUGGCUGCGCACCAUGGGCAUCAGCGGUAUCUCGGACGGGGAGAAGAAACUCUACGAACCGAAGCGGAACUUCUUCAUCAAGGAGCUCUCGGCGUUGGUGGAGAAGUUCAAGGUCUGGAAAGAAGAGGAGAAGCGCCGCAAGCUGGAAAAGGAAAAGAUGCUAUUAGCGCGGCUGGAGGCAGAGACGCAUGAAGCAGAACAGAAGCAUACCAGCCUGGACGGACCUGUCCUACCAGAUACUGCGAGCAGUCGCGGGGAGUCCGCCGAUGCCAGCGACGUAGAUAUUUGGGCUGCCAGACAGCUCCACCAGGAGGCCAAAACGGCGACCGCGUCAGUCGGGAAACGACCCAAAGCGACUUACUCCCAUAGACGACGACAGGAACCUACUAAAGAUGAUUAUGAGUCUCCGAAACCAUUGCCUCCUCCCCUUGCUCCCCCGAUACCCGUACCACCGGAGCCGCAAAAGCCGUUUGUUUCAUUUUAUUCGAAGCCUUCCCUUCGCGAAGCAGCCCUGUCGAGCCGUCGGAAGGGACGCACGCGACUCGCAUUCGGCCAUCCGAUCCCGGAAAUGGAGGAGCGCGAGUUCAGAUUACCCGAUGACAUUUUGACGCCUGGGGCAAUACAGGCUUGUCGAAGGAAGAGGCGGAGGAUGAAGCGGGAGAGCCGGACGGGUUAA
Molecule: messenger RNA, 1893 nt
Organism: Monascus purpureus
Lineage: Eukaryota; Fungi; Ascomycota; Eurotiomycetes; Eurotiales; Aspergillaceae
Source: the annotation of a GenBank genome assembly